This is a messenger RNA of Nezara viridula (southern green stink bug), 1773 nucleotides long. The record is from the annotation of a GenBank genome assembly. Lineage: Eukaryota; Metazoa; Arthropoda; Insecta; Hemiptera; Pentatomidae.
GCAAAUUUUUUGGCGGCAUUUGUUAUUUGACAAUUACAAUAGAUAUGAUGAAUAUCUUAAUUGCUUGAAUUGUUUAAUAUUUUUUAUUUAAUUUGAAAUUAUGUCAUAUUGUCGUCGAGCUACUACUACGUAACAAUAUUAAAGUUAAAUUUUAACUAACAAAUAUGGAUUUUAAACGUACCAUCAGAAGAAGUGUUAUUCAACCACUGUAUGGAGAUUUGGAAGAUUUGUAUCCUCACAAUUUGCAGUUAUACACUACUCCACCGAACUUUGAAAUUUCAUUAAGGGAGUUAGAAGAAUGCACAUCUCAAAGAUUAGCUAUACUUCAGACUAUGGAAGAAGUUUUAAACCGUGGGCUUAAAGGAGAUGAUUGGCGUCAAACAGUUUUCAGUGAGCUUAGGAAACAAGAUUUAAGGAACUUCAGGAAACUAAUAACGAGUACAUCCUUUAGUAAUGAUGAAGAGUUAUAUGCUGCAAGGAAACAAGAUCAUAUAUCGCACUUUAUGUUGAGAUUGGCAUAUUGUGAUUCAGAAGACAAGAGAAGAUGGUUUAUUGCACGAGAGUUGGAAUUGUUCAAGUUCAAAUGGCAUUAUCUUAACCAAUCAGAAAGACAACAAUUUCUGAAAAUUAAUAAUUUUAAUUAUGAUGUGGUACAAGAAACAGAAAAACUAGAACUGUCCAGGAAUUCUUUAGGAAUGGUUCAAACUAGUACAGAAUACUAUAAAGUGCCGUUUGUUACGGUGUCUGAUUUGGUAAGAGCAAGAAAAGUGUAUUUAUCAAAAGGAAUGGCAUUUAUUGUAAGUGAAGAUAUGUCUUCUGUGAUUGCAUCUGUCUAUAGAUCUUCACUUUCUAAAAGUUUAGCAUUCGCAGCUAGGAGAAUUGAUGACAUAGCUGAAGAUACCCGUAUUUUUUCAUUAGUAAAAGGAGCUGCAAAACGGGAAAGAGAUGUAGAUUACACUCCAGCUAAUAAUGGAAAAGUUGAUAUUAACAACUUGGAUACAUUAGCAAAAAUAUCAUUUCCACUAUGCAUGCAACAACUUCAUCAAAGGUUGCGUAAAGAACAUCAUUUAAAACAUUUUGCCAGAUUGCAGUACAUAUUAUUUAUAAAAGGUAUUGGUGUUACUUUAGAAGAUGCUUUACGAUUCUGGAAAUCUGAAUUCACCAAAAAAAUGGAUCCUGAAAAGUUUGAUAAAAGCCAUGCCUAUAAUGUGCGGCAUAGUUAUGGAAAAGUUGGUAAAAUGGCUAAUUAUUCUCCACAAAGCUGUUUAAAAAUCAUCAAUAGUAAUGUUGGUCCCAGUGAAGCUCAUGGUUGUCCAUUCAAGCAUCAAGAUCAGAGUACUUUAAAAAAAAAUCUCCUUCAGAAUGGACUUUCUUCCAUAGAUUCGCAGGAAGUAUUGGACUUUGUUCGAAGGGGGCAUUAUCAAAUAGCUUGUGGGAUAUACUUUCAGAAAAUGCAUGGGGUAGAUAAAGUCAUCAUAAAUCACCCUAACCAUUAUUUUGAUGAAAGCCAGAUGGUCUUAAAUAAUAAAACAAUAAAGAGUGAAAUCAAAGAGGAAAAUGCCACUCAUCCAAAGAAAAGUGCUGUUAAAAAUGAUGAACAAGAUGUUUGGGGAAAUGAUUCAGGAUUCGAUUUUAACUCAUUUACUGAGAUAAAUUAAGAGUGACAGAAACAUUUGAUGAAUGUUCGAACUUCUUUAAAUUAUUUUGAUCACAAGUAUAUGAUGUGACUGCAUAUAGUUUUUAAUAAAUACAAUUUUAUUUUCAUUGUUAAUA